AACUCCAACUCGCCUGGCAAUACUCUCCAUAUCCCUCGAUUAGAUAUGGACUCUGCCGGUCUCCGGAAUCCGAACCGAAUGAAGCGUUCGAGGGGUCCCCCGAAAGGUGUCCCCAAACGCGUCUCCAAAGGCCCCUCCACAAGCAAAAACAAGCCGGUUAUCUUUGCAACUGCACCAGAUUGCGACGAUCGCCUCAAAGUUGCCAUUGACUUCGGAGCAACUUACACAGUUGCAGCAGUCUGCAAUCCCAAAGCUCAGAGCGACUACGGAAAACCAAUCAUUCACGUCGUCAGUGGCUAUCCACAGGAGCCACACUCGGAAACCGGCAUCUCAUUGAGGGGGGUGCGAACUGUGACGUCGUACCUUGAGCAGGAUGACACGCAAAGAGACAGAACGCAUGGUACUGGCGGAAGAUAUCCGGUCAAUGUGGAAUCCACCACAAUGGCACAAGGGCUUCCAUCUGGCUUUCAGUGGGGAUACCCGGUCGGCCAAACACAACGAGACUUCAUCGGUGACUUGGCUCGACAAUGUGAAAUCCAAGGGAUGAAGAUUUUGCUGGACAGCAACGAAAGAGGAGAGACCAGAGAGGUCAAGGCAAACCUGCGCGAAAGCUUGGGGAAGCUGAUCACCCGCCGGAUCAUCCCAAACGAAGAGGCCGUCAUCAGGCAUUUUCUUGUGGCCUUCUUCGCUCAUUUGAAGACGGUCCUCGAAAAUGAUCACGGACUUACUCCGCUAAGUCAAGUGGAGUACAUCUUUACCAUCCCGGCCAUCUUCGAGGCUCGCAGGCUGGAGAAGAUAAUGCAGACGUCGCUGGGGCUUGCCGGUCUUCCGAGAGCACCGGCUACGGGAGAGUACAAGUUCUUCACUGUGUCUGAGGCAGAAGCGGCAGCGCAGUAUGCGGUGCCAAAGUCCCAGCUCCAACCCGGAGAGGUGUUCGUGAUCCUAGACCUGGGAGGCCUCACAGCUGACAUCUGCACAUUUGAAACCGAGAGUGCUGACCCGUUACGACUGGGAAGAAAGGUUGUCCGCCCAGACGGGGAUACAUGUGGAUCAUCCAAUGUGAAUCACGAAUUUCGCAAAGUGGCCAUUGAAAUGCUGAGUUCGAUACAUUAUAAACCGCCGGAAAACCUCACCUUCGAUGAAGUUGUCGAUAGGUUUCUUAUGCGGCCGUUUGAGUCAGAUAUCAAGAGAACCAAAUGUGGAGAAAUGGAAAUUAUCGGCUGUCUGCCUCUUCCUGGACUCGAAGCAAAUUACAGCACUGAUUGGGCACGCGAUGGAAUGAUGGUGGUUACCCAGGCUGUCUUGAGAAAAGUGUUCGAGCCUACCCUUCAGAGGAUCGAGCGCCUGCUAAAACGGCACCUUGAUGAAUCAAGGUGUGCAAACAUAGAGGUGGACAAGCUCGUCACCGUAGGGGGCUUCGCGGACUCGGAAGCUGUCCAAAUACGCCUGCGCCAUUUCAUGCAGGAGUACAAGGUUAAGCACGGGAUCGAUAUCGAAAUCAUCCGGCCAAGCUAUGAGUUUGCAGGAAGUAUCUAUGCUAGGGGCGCUGCCCCGGCUGUGGCUCAUGGCGCCAUUCUCAGGUCCUUGGACAAGAGCCUGGGCCCGAAGAAAUGGCCACGUCGGCACGUGAUGCUGCGCCGACACAUCCCCUGGCAGAAGCGUGUAGGCUGGACGGCUGAGGAAUGGGAAGAGUUACAUAAGCAUGCCGCGGAGGUAGGCGUCGACGGCAAGUACUAUUGGUUCAGCAGACUGCAAACCUUCAUCGCCAAGGUCGACAUGGACGAUACGACCGCUCCCGCAAUGAAACCCGUUCAUCUUAGCGAAUUCUCUUCCAAACAUAUCUUCAGUAACGACGAACAGUGGGACUGCAGGGAAGAGAUAUGGGAAUGCGAAGACCGUCUUCCCAAUUUCAUUCACGUGGAAGAUGCGAGGAAAAGAGGUGCAGUCAGACUUGGUCUGAUUCAAUGGAAUGCGGACGAGCUGCGGCACACGUUGGAGCCGAAGCCUCUCCGUACCAGGGGAGGCAAGAGGGACGAACGCCGCUGGGAACUCCAGUUCAAGGUUAAUGCUAGAUGCGUCGAUCGAGAGCUAGAUUUCUGGGUUGAAUACGGUGGCCAGCCACAGGAAAAUACGGUGGAGAGGUUCCCUGUCACGACCUUGUUUGACCCGGGGUAUGCCGACACGGGGUUCCACUAAGUAUCUUCGGCAUCCUUGUGCGGG
Messenger RNA from Trematosphaeria pertusa, 2220 nucleotides. RefSeq lists its product as uncharacterized. The record is from RefSeq and is a predicted model, not a curated record. The coding region runs from base 46 to 2196 and encodes 716 amino acids. NCBI's taxonomy places the organism in Eukaryota, Fungi, Ascomycota, Dothideomycetes, Pleosporales, Trematosphaeriaceae. The transcript has 7 exons.